This is a messenger RNA of Oppia nitens, 1835 nucleotides long. RefSeq names its product zinc finger protein 62 homolog. Gene Ontology annotation, molecular function: DNA-binding transcription factor activity, RNA polymerase II-specific; RNA polymerase II cis-regulatory region sequence-specific DNA binding. NCBI's taxonomy places the organism in Eukaryota, Metazoa, Arthropoda, Arachnida, Sarcoptiformes, Oppiidae. Gene Ontology annotation, biological process: regulation of DNA-templated transcription. The transcript is spliced from 6 exons. The record is from RefSeq and is a predicted model, not a curated record. The coding region runs from base 125 to 1795 and encodes 556 amino acids.
AUUGUAUUUACAUUUCAAAUGUUUUUUUGUUAUUAUAAUUAUUUUUGAAGUAAUUUAAAACAAGAGACGAAUCCAUAAUCAAAGUUAUGAUAAUAUAAGACACGGAAGUAAUCAAACACAAGACAUGAGUGUCACGAUUGAUGUCAACGACAUGUUUCAAGAAAUGGUUAAACAAAAUGAAAGACUUGUCAAAGAAAUUGAAUUUUAUGAAGAAGUGGUCAACGAUUUGAUGAUAAUUGUAAAGACAUGUAUUGUUUGUCAACAAAAUAAUGUCAUAAAAGACAGAAUCAAUCGAUUGGAGACACACUUGAAGAGUAAAACAACCGAUAAUUCAAUUAUAGUUAAGAAUGAAUAUAUUGUAUACAAUGAUGAUUACGAUAACAACUUGAAGACAACAAAUGAAGACAAUGGAUGUGUUCAAGAGAUUACAGAUUUUGAUAGUUAUAUAUCAUGUGAGACGAGUGAUGGCAACAAAUCAGACAACAGUUUAGAAAGAGAUUUAAUUAGUAGUUUGAAGACAAAGUCAUUGUCGAGAACUAAAAAAAGAAGUGUUAAAGACGUUACAGAUUCUGUUAAGACAAGUGAUGCUAACGAAUCAGUUAACAGUUUGACAAUAAAUUUAAAGACAAAGUCAUUGAAAAAAACUAAGUCAAAUGAAAAAAGUAUUUCAGAAAAUGUCGACAAACUUGAAGACAAUAACAAUAAGAGUAAUGCAGUUAAUAGUGGGAAACGUAUGAAAUCAUUCAUUAGUGAUGAAUAUGAACAACAAAAACAAAAAUUAAGAGAAGAAACACUUACCAGUGAUGGCAGCUAUCAGUGCCAGACAUGUGAUUAUAAAAGUAAAAAAUUUCCUGAAUGCGAGUCACACGUCAACCGAUGUCACCUUAAGAUUAAUCCAUACAAAUGUGACAUUUGUGGCGAACAGUUUGUCGGUUAUGGACCUCUAAGACGACAUAAGAGUCUCAAACACUAUUAUGUUGGCGAAGGUUUGGAUCAAUUAACUGAUCGACGAAAAUCUCAAAUCGUCAGAUCACUGAACAAAUAUCAGUGUCAAUAUUGUCAAAAAUUUUUACGUACCGAACAACUUCUCAAUGAACACGUGUCGCGCGUGCAUUACAACGUGAAACCCGGUGUAACGUUUGGUUGCGAUAAGUGUAACAAAUUAUAUUUUAACAGAACUUCACUUAAUAUUCACAAACGUAAACAACACGGUAUCGGCAGAGAAGUAAAGUAUUAUCACUGCGAUUGGAUUGGCUGUCAGUUCAAAACGUCAAGUGUUUCAAUGGUCACAGUGCAUCAAAAAAGACAUUUAGGUAUCCGUGACUAUGUAUGUGAUUAUCCCGGAUGUCAGGUUCAGACGGCCACCAUAAGUGAACUUAAUAAUCAUAAGUUAGUUCACAGCGAUAGCUAUAACUAUCGGUGCCAAUGGCCUGGUUGCGAGUUUCUCACUAAAUCAAAGAGAGGUUUGAAGUUACACACAGAGAAAGUUCAUGAGGAAAGUUCUCCUAAAUUUGCGUGUCAUUGGACCGGAUGUGACAAAACAUUUAGAUUUAACUCUUACUUAAAACAACAUCUGAAACUACAUAACGAACCAGACCUUCCCUGUCCUUUCUGUAGUAAACUGUUUAAGACUAAGAGUGCUGUGGAUAUUCAUGUGAGAACCCAUACGGGAGCUAUACGUGUACCCUGUCCUGUACCGGGAUGUCAGAUACAGAUAUCAGGCAAAGCUAAUAUCAAACAUCAUAUGAGAUAUCAUCAUAAGGAUUGGACACCCAAUAAGUCAUUGAUUAAAUAACUAACUAUUAGUGAAUUUGCUAUUUAUUAUUAUUAUUAUU